AUGGGCUCUCUAGCCGACCAAGCCGGCCGCCGCCCGGCCUACCUUCUCUGCUUCACCAUCUACAUCGCCGGUAACAUCGCUCUCGCCCUACAACACAGCUACCCAGCUUUGCUUAUUCUCCGCGCCGUGCAGAGCUGCGGGAGUAGUGGCACCGUAGCGCUAGCGUCCGCCGUUGCCGCAGAUGUAAUCACCUCUGCCGAACGGGGCAUGUACAUGGGAAUUGCAUCGUUGGGGAAUAUCCUCGCGCCGUCACUGGGGCCGAUACUGGGCGGUGUUCUUAGUCAGUAUUUGGGAUGGCAGGCGGUGUUCUGGUUUUUAGGGGUUAUGGCAGUAUUGUUUUUUGUGCCAUUAGUUCUGUUUUUCCCCGAGACUUGUCGGAGGAUUGUGGGGGAUGGGUCUGUCCAGGCGAGGGGUUGGAAUCGGUCGGUCUUCAACUGGUGGAAGGGGCGUGGUCACCCUCUGAGCGAUGGAACUGAUAGUGAGCUUCGUCGACCGAAGAUAACAUUUCCCAAUCCGCUUGGUACGCUGCGCCUUCUAUUUCAUCGACCUACCGGAUUCGUGCUUUUGGCAAAUGGCAUCAUCUAUGCCAGCUACUAUUCCGUCACUGCUGGACUACCGGUGCAGUUCCAUGAGCUGUAUGAUCUACAAGACUUGGGUAUCGGCCUAAGCUUUAUUCCAGCUGGAUUAGGCUCGCUUUUCAGUGCUACAGUGAACGGAAUGCUAGUGGACUGGAACUAUCGCCGCAUGCGAAUAAGGAUGGGGUUACCAGUAACCAGGGACCAGAAGCAAGAUCACGGUGAAUUCCCAAUCGAGCGGACCAGAUUGCAGAUUGGCCUGCCCAUGAUGCAGCAGCAACUGUCGGAUCCUACGGCUGGAUUCUCUCUCUACAUCCACCACUAG
Molecule: messenger RNA, 900 nt
Organism: Aspergillus chevalieri
Lineage: Eukaryota; Fungi; Ascomycota; Eurotiomycetes; Eurotiales; Aspergillaceae
Product: putative MFS efflux transporter
Exons: 2
Coding region: 1-900 (299 amino acids)
Biological process (GO): transmembrane transport
Molecular function (GO): transmembrane transporter activity
Source: RefSeq, a predicted model, not a curated record